Alternaria alternata is the source of this 2360-nucleotide messenger RNA. RefSeq lists its product as hypothetical. NCBI's taxonomy places the organism in Eukaryota, Fungi, Ascomycota, Dothideomycetes, Pleosporales, Pleosporaceae. The record is from RefSeq and is a predicted model, not a curated record. The coding region runs from base 366 to 2144 and encodes 592 amino acids. The transcript has 2 exons.
UGGCGACCAGAAACCCCCGUCUCUGUGCCAGAUCCCCAGGCUGAUCUGUGACCUGUGACCUGAUGACUGACGAACCGAAGGGGUCCUUGAACCUUGGGACCGUGUCCAGUCUUCUUUCCGCCAUCUCCGGCACGUUGAACAUUUCCAUCCCCUGCGGCGUCGACCCUCUUCACACAAUGCCAUCCUUCACCAUGCUUCUUUAAGAAGGCCCGACGACGAUACACCAUUGCCCCGGAUCCUCCCACUCUGUGUUUCGUGCUUAUGCACAGCCCGGAUCCUUGAACAGCGAGUUGCGGCUUGCAUUGGCUUUGGCUCUUGUAGCACCAUAAUCCGAGCUGCUAGUCACAUCAACUCGCCGCCUCGCCAUGGUUCCUUUUCGACGCUUAUCGCAGAGGGGUCGUCGCAGCUUCGAAGACCGCGACUCCUACGAAUGGCAAGACGAACGAGAUCAACGCAUCAUGACGGCAACCUUCCCCAUACACCCGCUCGCCUCCAUGCAGGCGCCCUUCGAGGAGUCCAUGCUCGAUGCAACCGGCGAGACUGGCCAUGUCCCUUUCGUCAAUCCCAAGAAGAGCGUCAAGACACGCCAACAGAUGUUGUGCAGAGAAGAGAGCGCGUCAGAGCCUUCAUGGAACUUUACAUACAACUGUCAUUGGAGAAACAACCCGAAAGGCAAAUUUCAUCCCCUGACGAAGACCGUCGCGCAGAUCGUCUUCGGCGUCCAUCUGCUGCAUCAGCAUCUGGAAAAGUCGGUCGCGGAUGUAGCAGACAUCCUGCUGAAGCAUGUCAAUGAGCUUGACAGCUUCUUGCAGAGGGCAAACGAAGAUCUGGAAAGCAGCAUGAAAGACAUGCUCUUCCGACAUAAAUGCUUAAAAGUGCCCAUGGAACACGUAAACGAAUUCGAUCGCCUCCUUGAAGACCGUUCAUACCGCGCCCAACUUCUCGACGGCAACAUCGUAAUCGAGCGCACCAUCGGGCGCAUGUCGCAAUUGCUCAACGACUAUUUGAUCGAUAUAAACGUAUUUCGCGAAGCCAACCAAGAACUCGACUUGUACCUGGGCGACGUAGGCGACGCGUGGACAUACCGUAAUGAGGACAUUGGGCGCAUAUACUCAGCCAUGUGUGGCAAUACUGGAGGCUGGUCGCAGUUUUUGCAAAGCCUUGUGGCAAAGGCUGAAAGACUAGGUGUUGUGCUCGUACAAGUGAGCAGCUACUGCAAUGAGAUUGAGAAGCGGUGUGGUGCUGCAAGUCGCCGAAGUUUGAUUGCAACGCGUUCAUCCUCACGAAACUCGUCCAACUCGCGCGAAGCACGUCCGUUCCGAAAUUUUGCCAACAACAAACCUCUUCCUACACCUCCGCCCGAGCGCCCGCCAUUCAUGAAUGCUUCGUCCUCUGGUAGGGAGACCCCUGCCAGUUUUGGCACUCCUCAGAGACAUUCGACCAUAAGAGCAAGACCUCAACAGCAGCCCGAGACCACGAACGUGUCCGACUCCACAGAGACGCCAAAACGAAGCGAAGACUCUUCUUCUGCGUCAGCCAUCUCUAAUGUUGACAUGGAUGUGCGACGUCAGACAAACCAGACGGGGUACUACCGUGAUGCCUGGCACAAUGGAGAGCAGCGUGGAGGAGCGUCACUACAAGCAGAGUCUAGUCGCACAAGUCAGCUCUUGGGACAUCAGCAUAAAGUGUCUUCGCCAUCUAAUUUAUCUGCAGAGGAGAGCUCACCAGCAACAAAACGUCUAUCAGCGAAACCACAGAACGGAGAUUAUAGCCCACCUUUAACCGGAAAAGAUUCGGCAUACUCUUCCGUGUCAGGCGCAUCGGCCAUGUUACCAGGCUUCGCAUCACCCCGCUCAGUAUCUUCCACGUCCUCUCGACAGACUGCCCAAUUCGGUCUCUUCCCUAGCAGAAAUCUAAGUACGCCGAAAGGUUCGAUAUCUAGCCGACUAGGUGCUAGUUCUCCGGCGUUCGAUCGUCCGGAACAGCACCCUAAACCCGUGGAUAUACCGAAUCGUCCACCGACCUCCUUGUCCACCUUCUCAGACGCCUCGACCAAGCGGCUAUCGAAGCGAAGUAGCUUCACAUCUCUCAAACGGUUAUUCACCAAGAAGAAAUCUGGCGAUAUAGGCCCCAUCGCUGAGUGAUACCCUCCUAGUUUGAUCUUUGUUGUUCCCUGUGCCGUCUUUGAUCUUAUUGUCUGGCGUUGCAAGGCUAUAUACCCCUUUGACACUGCGUUUUUUGUAUUGCGCAAUCCAAAUCUUAUAGUCUCUACCGUGGCUUGUGCCCGGUCUUCUGGAUGGUUUACUGGGGCUUCUGGAUGUAUAUAUUCUUGCUCUCGUAGAUGUGAUGCGGAAACGAGC